Molecule: messenger RNA, 987 nt
Organism: Entrophospora candida
Lineage: Eukaryota; Fungi; Glomeromycota; Glomeromycetes; Entrophosporales; Entrophosporaceae
Source: the annotation of a GenBank genome assembly
AUGGUGAUCACUCCACCCUUAAAGAAGAAUAUUUUGGAUUUAUCAUGGCGGGAUCCACUUGCUAGUCAAGUAAUUUGCACGGAUUCAGACAUGGUGAGAACAUUGAGACAAGAAGAAUAUAACUUUUUUAUGGAUCCCACGGAGUGCAUGAAAGUAAUGGCUCCUUCUUGUAUCAGAGAUAAAUGCAAUGAAUUUGUUAAUAAUUUCAGAGAUAGCAUUACAGAUAUUCCAAUGGGAAGACUUUCACAUGAUAAGAGCUGGAAGGAAUCUGAUGAAGUUCUUACAAAAAUUUCAAAAGAUAUCCUUGAAAUAUUAAGAGAUAUCUGGAAAAAUCCUGCCAUCAGUCCGAAGUUCUCCAAGUCGCAAAGUGAAGGGACUUAUAUGACUCAUGUAAUAGUUCCGAUGAUUCGUGCAUCAUUAAAAGGCCUCCCGAUUGGAAAAUCUGGUUUUAUUAGCACAGCGGAGUGCCAAAGCAUGGCCAGUAAAGACCGAAGAGGAGUUGGAAAGCAACCAGAUGUUAUGUUCAUUACCACUAGUAACGAUAGAUUAUAUGAAGUAUUAUUUACUGAAAGCUCGCAUCUAAUUUGUGAUGAACAAAAAAAGCAAAAUGACCUGGUAAAAUUAUGGAGGGAAAUGAACGAUGGUGUGUAUUGGACAUAUAAGGGGUGUUUAGCAAAUAAGGAUGAUUUCAGUAUUAUUGGAAUUCAAGUUGGAGGAACCAUAGUUGCAUUUCAACCCAGUACUAAUUAUAAGAUUAUAGAUGAGACCUUAGCAAGUCUUUUUGACUUGGAAAUCAAUACUUCCUAUACAAAACCUGAAAAUCUACCAUUAGAAGUUACUGAAAUUUUUGUAUCUGAUGAACCUGUGCAUGAAACCGCACUGGUAUUAGGUUGGCCAUGGUUUCAAGCAAAUGUGGAAAAAGUGGAUUUCCAAAAUAAAACUUUUACAUUGCAUGAUGGAACUGUUGUACCCAUUUCUGACUCAUUU